This is a messenger RNA of Impatiens glandulifera, 1410 nucleotides long. Its product is annotated as protein NRT1/ PTR FAMILY 5.5-like. Lineage: Eukaryota; Viridiplantae; Streptophyta; Magnoliopsida; Ericales; Balsaminaceae. Gene Ontology annotation, cellular component: membrane. Gene Ontology annotation, molecular function: transmembrane transporter activity. Gene Ontology annotation, biological process: transmembrane transport. The transcript has 4 exons. Bases 1 to 1410 code for a protein of 469 amino acids. The record is from RefSeq and is a predicted model, not a curated record.
AUGACGUUCUUUCCUAAACUAAUAGUACUGAUGUGGGCCGACUUACUAGCGUUAUAUGUGAUGUGGAUGAUGAUGUUUUACUUAACAAAUGUAUGGAAACUCGGGUUCACUCACGCCGCCGCAAUCGUAAACAUCUUCACCGGAGCAUGGACCAUGAUGCUUUUACCUAUGGAAUAUUUGGUGGACGCAUUCAUGGGAAGUUACUUAAUCUUACUUCUUUCAAGCAUAUCUUACAGUCUUGGUAUGGGUUUUUUAUGGAUGUCAACUCCCCCAAUUCUGGGUAAAUCCCACGGUCUUUGCGGCGAAUAUCUGCCCGAAUGUAUAGGAGAUGAACAAAGAGUUCUAUUCUAUGCCGGUCUAGCUUUGAUAGCUAUUGGUCUUUCCGGUCAUUUGGUUUCUUUGGGUCCUUUUACGGCCGCACAAUUCACUGAAGACAUGCUUGAAAACAUGACCGGUAAAUCGAUUUGUAUCAUGUUUUUAUUCUCGUACUUGGCGAUACUUGUUCCAUUUGGGUCGAUUAUUGCGAUAUCGUACGUGAAGGCUUGGUCGUUUCGGUUCGGGUUGUCUGCGUUGUGUACGGUGGUGGGUACAUUAGUGUUCUUUGUUGGUUCGUGUUCGUAUAACUAUAUUGGACCUCAAGGAAGUCCUUUGACAACUUUUUUUAGAGUGUUCUAUGCUGCUGUUUCUAAGAUUUUUUAUAGACGACCCAAGAAUGUUAAGGAUUUAUACGAGAUACCUGAUCUUGAUGAACAUCAAUUGAUUCCUCAUAGCCGUAGUCUCAGCCAUUGGGAACUCAUAUUUUCUAAUCCAAUCAAACCACCUAAACGAAAAACUUGGUCGCCUCCCGAUCCCAGCCACACUUCUCUUUGUCAUAUACGACUCGCGAAAGUUGAAGCUAGACGGCUAGGCAUUGUGAUUAGCCACGGUUUGAUCGAUAAGCCAGAUGACAAAAUCCCCAUGUCAAUAUUCUGGCUACUACCACAGUUUGUUCUUCUAGGGGCGGUAGAUGGGAUACUCGAAACAAGCUUGUGUGAUUUCUUAAUGGAUCAAGUCGGGCCAUCAAUGCAAGGACAUAUACUUCAAUUUGCUUUUGGGGUUUUGGGGAUGGGACAUAUGGGGAGUGUGUUGGCGGUUUAUGUAGCUGGAAAGGUUAGCGAAAAAGGAGGGAAGAUAGGGUGGUUUCAACAUACUUUGAAUAAGAGUCGUCUCGAUAAAUAUUAUUUGACUUCAGCAUGGCUAAGUGCAGUGAAUCUUGGGAUUUAUGUGGUGAUGGCGUUGUUAUUUGCGUAUCAGAAGUCGAGAAUUGAGGAAGAUCAAGAGGCUCCGGAGGAGGAAGAAGACGAGAAUGUGGGAGGAAACGGUAGCCAAGGUCCUUUCCAAGACGAUGCUCAAUGUUUUUGUUGUUGUUAA